AGCGAACGAUGAUGCGUCCCUACCCGAAAUUCCAUGGGACUGACGCGGAGCUCUCCAGUGUGCGGGGCAACGUAGGCGUGCUGGGCAGCCGGGUGGGUGUGCUGGGAACCCCGCCUCAGCUGCACCUCCCGGACCUCUCCCAUCUGCUUUGAACUCCGAGACCCAUCUUCUUCAACAUCCGGACUAAACGGCGCCGUUACUUCUAUUGACAAUUAAUAGAUACGAAACUCCCCUUACCUGUGACGCCAAGGUACAGCUAAAAUGGAAGAAUCACGGGAGGCUAGUCACGCCGGCUCUUGGUAUAAAGGUAACCCAAAGGAGCUCAACAGGGAACUCGAGGACUUCUUGGACCGAGUUCCUGCAACUUUAGACGGCGCAGAGCUUCCGAUCAACAAUGCUAGAGUGAUAAUUGCCCCCCACGCUGGGUACUCUUACUCUGGGCCUUGCGCGGCCUGGGCUUACAAGACCCUCGAUCUGAGAUCGGCGAAACGGGUCUUCGUCCUUGGACCUUCCCACACCUACUACCUUCGCGGAUGCGCUCUCACGACGUUCGACAAGUACGAAACUCCCUUCGGGGACCUCGUUGUGGACGACGCCACAACGUCCGAGCUGCGGCAGACCGGCCUGUUCGCCGACAUGCCACCCCGCGGCGAAGUGGACGAGCAUUCCCUUGAGAUGCAUAUGCCGUACCUGUGGAAGAGAAUCGAACAGACCUUUGGUAACACGGAUCACCCGCGCAUUAUUCCCAUACUCGUUGGCAACCUUUCCGAGGAGGAGGAGAAGUUUUGGGGCCAGCUCUUCUCGAAGUACCUGAAAGAUCCCGAAAGUGCCUGGAUUAUUUCGUCUGAUUUCUGUCAUUGGGGCCCUCGCUUUAGCUACCGGCCGAAAUUUCGCGACGGAGUGAUUUGCGACUUGGACAAGAACCACGGUGUCUUGCGAGCCACUCCAGAUUGGAGCCAGGCGGCCGAGGAUCCCGAACGUCCGGCGAUCCACGAGGUCAUCAAGGCGUUGGACCAGAUGGCCAUGGAUGCGGUCGAGUCUGGUUCGCACAGCGAGUUCUCCAAGGUUAUCCGACAGACCCAAAAUACCGUCUGUGGGCGACAUCCCAUCGGUGUCAUGCUAGCCGCCCUGGAAGUGGUCGCGAAAGAGGAAGAACUGGCGGAGAAGAACGGCAAGUUCAGUUUUGUCCAGUACCAGAGGAGCAACUUGGUAAGGAAGGAGGGGGAUUCUAGUGUGAGCUAUGCAUCGGCCUACGCGGUCGUCUAAUGUGCCCGACGGGAGAGGCACGCCCGAUGUGGCGAUCGCAUUGACAGCGAGGACUGAGAACCGCAUGUAUUCAUAUUUUCGGCGGGAGAGAAACGAAAGACUUUUGCCGGCCCGUGGUCUCCAGAAAGGCUCCGGUUUCGUCAGAGGUGAACCAGGCCUGGGACACGAUACAUUGUUACAGAUUCGUGACGGUGGCCUCGGGCUGGAAUUACCGACUCGAGCUGAAAACUGGGGCGGAUUUUGGGAUUCGGGAAGCACACCCAAUCCUACCAAUCCUGGACAAAGCGGUGGAAAGCUUAACUCCCGAGGCCCUGCACGUCAUCGGAGACCCUUUUGUUCGGCAUUUUUAGACGUAUCCGGCAAGGAGACACAAAGUAAGAAAAAGAGCUCUAAUUUAGACUGUUUUUUGCCGCCA
Messenger RNA from Chaetomium fimeti, 1681 nucleotides. RefSeq names its product MEMO1 family. The transcript has 2 exons. The record is from RefSeq and is a predicted model, not a curated record. Lineage: Eukaryota; Fungi; Ascomycota; Sordariomycetes; Sordariales; Chaetomiaceae. Bases 262 to 1266 code for a protein of 334 amino acids.